UGCUUCUUAGGGAAGAACAUCCUUCAGCCUAGACUUACAGGAUGACUCAACAUUUGCCAGGCAGAUGGAAAGGAGGAACAUUCCAAGCUUAAAGACAGUGUCGCCUGUGUAUGACUCUCUGGGGAAGCUUGGGAGCAACACUUUCAAUGGAAACAUGGACAGGCUGGGAUCAUACAUGGAGUGUCUUUCCACCCAUGCUCCCAAGGGGAACUUCCGAGGGCGGUACUGCAAGCUUCAUAUACUGCAGGAUGGGGCUGACUACAGUGUGGGCGUGUGUGUCCCUGAUUCUUGUGCUGAAGAGGAUGUGACUCUGAUGUCUCGGCUGGAUACUUUAAGAUUCAGAAAUACUUCAUUUUUGGCCCCUUCCCUCUUUCUUUUUACAAUAAAUUCUUCCUCCUUGUCUGGUGGGAGUGUGGCCAGAUGUGCUGCUGGAAAGAUCCCCCUGGACACAUUUGCUGCCGUGUGUCUGUUCAUCACCUUGCUGGGUCUCAUCCUCCCUCCGGCUGGAACAGUCUGCGUGGCAGCGAGGGAAUGGGGGUCAGCCUGCAGGACAUCGCGGGAACACGGGGAACCUCUGGCCACUUAGGGGAGUCUGCCAUUGAGAGAGGCGGAGAACAAUGAACAAAGAAGCAGAAUCCCACGGACACACUGCCCGGCACAUCUCCUCCUGUCAGCAGCCUCCAGCAGAGUAAAAA
Messenger RNA from Pan troglodytes (chimpanzee), 695 nucleotides. It is a transcript of the gene OACYL, whose product is annotated as O-acyltransferase like. The transcript has 5 exons. The coding region runs from base 65 to 586 and encodes 173 amino acids. The record is from RefSeq and is a predicted model, not a curated record. Lineage: Eukaryota; Metazoa; Chordata; Mammalia; Primates; Hominidae.